AUGGGCUACUACCCGGACUGGGCGGCGCCCGCGUUCCCGCCCGAGAAGAUCGACUUCGGCAGGUUCGACUGGAUUGACUUUGCGUUCGCGGUGCCAGACCAGAGCUACAACCUGACGUGGGACGGCUCGGACGCGGCGCCGGACCUGCUCGAGCGGCUGGUGACUGUGGCGCAUGAUAGCGGGAAGAAGGUGAAACUCAGUGUGGGUGGGUGGACGGGCAGCCAAUACUUCUCCCCGGCGGUGUCAGAUGCAGCGAGCAGGCAGACAUUUGCGAGCAAUAUUCGUGCGUUCUAUGAUGCGUUUGAUUUGGAUGGAGUCGACAUAGACUGGGAGUACCCUGGGCAAGGAGGAAACGAUGGGAACGUGGUCUCUCCCGACGAUACGUCCAAUUUCCUGUCGUUUCUGCAGCUUCUACGAGCCACACUCCCCUCUGAUGCGAAGAUGAGCGCGGCCGUGCAGACCGUGCCCUUCGCCGACGCGAGCGGCAACCCUCUCGGUGACGUCUCCGCAUUUGCACAGGUGCUCGACUGGGUACUGAUCAUGAACUACGACGCGUGGGGUUCAUCGAAGACCCCCGGGCCCAACGCGCCCCUCAGCGACGCGUGCCACAACUCGACGCAGCCCGUGGCGAGCGCGGCCGCUGCCGUAAGGGCAUGGACUUCCGCAGGUUUCCCCGUGAACCAACUCGUCCUCGGGGUGCCCUCGUACGGAUACAUCUCCCAAUCGACCGCGACGCACCUCCGCCAACGAUCGCGCCCGACGCUUCGGCGGCGCUCGCAUGGCCGGCGUCUGCGAAACCGGCACCGCACUCGAUCGUCGCUCGUGCAGUGGACGGAGGCAGACUCGGACUCGGACACGGCGGGCUCGCCCACGAUUAUGGCCACGAACGAUGACGGAAGUGCGGCCGAUGGGCAGGUGCAGUUCCGCGGGCUCGUGCUGCAGGGCAUACUGCAGUACGCGCCGCAGGAACCGUACGAAGGCCAGCCGGAAGACACUGCCUUGGGCGGAAGCAGUGCGCCGACGCGCUUCUUCGCGAACACCAAGGAGAUUGACAGUCUGUACGAUGGCUGGAGCGGGUUCAUGAGGGAGUGGGACGAGUGCUCGAGCACGCCGUUCUUGCGCUCGGGCGCGGCGGAACAGGUGGUGACCUACGAUGACCCGCUCUCGCUGGGCAUGAAGGCGAACUUCGCGCAGGGUGUGGGGAUGUUGGGCGUGAACAUGUUCGAUGUCACUGGAGACACGGACCAGUGGGAUCUGACGGAUGCGGUCAGGAGGGGGUUGGGUCGUGACUGA
Molecule: messenger RNA, 1293 nt
Organism: Rhodofomes roseus
Lineage: Eukaryota; Fungi; Basidiomycota; Agaricomycetes; Polyporales; Fomitopsidaceae
Product: glycoside hydrolase superfamily
Exons: 4
Coding region: 1-1293 (430 amino acids)
Biological process (GO): carbohydrate metabolic process; chitin catabolic process
Cellular component (GO): extracellular region
Molecular function (GO): chitinase activity; chitin binding
Source: RefSeq, a predicted model, not a curated record